Penicillium chermesinum is the source of this 1386-nucleotide messenger RNA. RefSeq lists its product as uncharacterized. The transcript has 3 exons. The record is from RefSeq and is a predicted model, not a curated record. Bases 1 to 1386 code for a protein of 461 amino acids. NCBI's taxonomy places the organism in Eukaryota, Fungi, Ascomycota, Eurotiomycetes, Eurotiales, Aspergillaceae.
AUGGGAGAUGAAAUCAGGAAUGCAUCCUACCCGCAUUUUGCCCUUGUAUACAUCGACGACCAAGGUCAUCUGCGCCAGGAAGCUUCGCCGUCGUUCCCAGGCAAUGGCGAAAGUUUUAUUUCACCGCAAGUGAGAGAGGCGUUUCUUGGUGCAAUGACCAACUCGAGCGAAACUAUACCCUCUCGUCAACAUGCAAAACCCUUCUGGAAUGUCGAAGAAAUUCGAGGGGGGUGUGCAGGUGGCUUACUGAGAGGCCCUUUAGGAAAUUUCCAAGCUCCAACGAGAGGCUCGACCGUUAGUACAAGAAACCGGCAUACUUUCGAAAACGAUAGGAUCAUACCAAGGUCCGAUCUAGCGAAUUUGAGCAGCCCCGCCCCAUGGCAAGCACAGCAGGCCCGAAGAAAUGGAUGGUCGCAACCGCCAGCACAAAGCCAAACCACCAAAAGCUAUAACGCAAAAAACACAGAAAUAGCCAAAAUAUCUGUUCGGGAUAAAGAUUUAUUGAGGAAAUAUUACACAAGAGCGUUCAAAAAGCUGAACUAUAGGAACUGCUGCUUCAUUGCCAAGGCCUAUAUCAAACUAGUCGAGCCGUGCAAGCAAAAGAAAUUUCCGUACAGCGGACGAAUAUGGUUCAAUGGCCGGAGGCAACAACUACAUUCAUCGAAAACAAGUCCCCCUUGGUGGCCAUCUGGUUUAAGCCACAAUCCGCCUGAUAAGCUCGAAAGAAAGGACGUUAUAAUCCUCCUGAUUUGUCUGCUCUGCGACCUGCAUAAGACGCAUCAAAUCACAGUCCAGAAAUUGAAGGAAGCAGACCAGACCAUUCACCGCCUGAUCGGCCCCCGCAAACAGGUCAUAUUGGAUGAAAUUUACAGGGUGCGGCAGGAAGAAGAGAACUAUAUCGACAAAAAAACAGGUAAGCCAUUCUCGAGCGCGUAUGGAGUGGAUUUCUUGCAUAAAAGCCAUACUGAUUUCAUCUCAGACGGGGAAGCAUUGGUGACUAUUUCACGGAAACACCUACCCAGCCCCUCUAAGUCUUCAGAAUCGUCUGAGAAAAUCGGACAAGCUUUCGCAGAACAACACAAUGAAGGGGAAGCAACACCUUCGCAAGUUGCGCCAGCACAAGGGAUACAUACACAAAAGAGCUCGGUGUCGCUCGACUGUCAAUCCACCUCGAACAUGCCAUCAUUUCCGAUCAUUCCAGCCUCUACAGUCUUCUCCGAUGCUGCUUUCCGAGGAGCUGAACAAUCCAUAACCCACGCUUAUUUCCAACCAGGAUAUCUCUAUCAACAAAGUAUUGAAGCCACUAUUCUGUCUGGCAUGGCACCAUUUGGUGGGACUGUGGAUCCAAAUACCCUCGACUAUUCCUUCAAGGACCAGUGCCAAUGA